Messenger RNA from Rhodamnia argentea, 1383 nucleotides. RefSeq names its product lon protease 2-like. The record is from RefSeq and is a predicted model, not a curated record. The coding region runs from base 65 to 943 and encodes 292 amino acids. NCBI's taxonomy places the organism in Eukaryota, Viridiplantae, Streptophyta, Magnoliopsida, Myrtales, Myrtaceae. The transcript has 2 exons.
AUUCAAAAGUUUGAUUAAGAGUGGUAGUGGAUGAUACGAGGUUCUAUCAACAAACCCAUCAACAAUGGCCUUCCCUCUUCACUGCCCUCCACUGUCUCCUCUUCUCAAAACCUCCUCCCCUCCCGCCUCCUUCGCCAUAACCACCGCCGUCUCCUCCUACCCAAACCCCAGCCCCAGUCUUUCCUCCCCGGCUCCUCCUCCCCUCGGCCUCUCCCGCCACCGGCGUCGCCGCCGAAAACCGGACGCUAUCCGGUGCUCAGCCUCCUCCUUCCCGGAGAACCGCCGCGCCGGCUCCGCGUCCUCCUCCGACGCCGCCGAGCUACCGCUCUUCCCCCUCCCCCUCGUCCUCUUCCCCGGCGCGAUCCUCCCCCUCCAGAUCUUCGAGUUCCGUUACCGGAUGAUGAUGCACACGCUCCUCCAGACCGACCUCCGCUUCGGCGUCGUGUACGCCGACUCCGCCUCCGGCACGGCCGGCGUCGGCUGCGUCGGGGAGGUCGUCAAGCACGAGCGCCUCGCCGACGACCGGUUCUUCCUCAUCUGCAAGGGGCAGGAGCGGUUCCGAGUCACUGGCAUCGUCCGCGCGAAGCCCUACCUGGUCGCGCAAGUCGAUUGGCUGGAGGACAGGCCAUCUAGCGAUGGAGGCGACGAUCUGGAGUCGUUGGCGGGCGAAGUGGAGGCUCACAUGAAGGACGUGAUCAGGCUAUCGAACCGAUUGAACGGGAAGGGAGAGAAGGAAGCUCAGGACCUCAGGAAGAAUCAGUUCCCAACGCCGUUCUCGUUCUUUGUCGGAAGCACGUUCGAGGGCGCUCCUAGGGAGCAGCAGGCGUUGCUGGAAUUGGAGGACACGGCGGCCAGGCUGAGGAAAGAGAAGGAGACGUUGAGGAACACGCUCAAUUACUUGACCGCUGCAUCCGCGGUUAAGGACGUGUUCCCUUCGUCGUGAUUAAUUCCAGAGCCUAGCUUCUCGAGGAGAUUGUGGGAUUCUGGCAAUGUUGUAUCAAUCAUCAUUAUCACCGUGACAGUUUGUCCACACGGUCAAAUUCCUUGUCCAAAAGCAAAGGAUGGGGAUCUGAGAAAGCCGACUGCCCUUUAUUUGGCUGUCCAACUCUGGACCAACAAAAUAAGCAGGAACGGAAUUUCAAGUUCAGAGAAGUGCAGGCCAAUUAAGCAAUCAUGGAGCUUCGCCGAUCUCAAGCGGGUACAUGAGUAGAGGUAGAUCACUGUUCUUUAUCCAGGUUGAUCUGUGUAAGGUGAGAGCUCCCUGUGUAUAUGUUUCUGUUUUGCGUUACACAGUUGAAUUCUUCCAAGAGCUGAACUUCAACAAGUCCGGUCGAUGAAGUCCUGUUUAUUUUUGCGGUAAUCGGUUUACAUAUUCAUCAGCAA